Molecule: messenger RNA, 1020 nt
Organism: Medicago truncatula (barrel medic)
Lineage: Eukaryota; Viridiplantae; Streptophyta; Magnoliopsida; Fabales; Fabaceae
Product: probable ribose-5-phosphate isomerase 3, chloroplastic
Exons: 1
Coding region: 79-921 (280 amino acids)
Biological process (GO): pentose-phosphate shunt, non-oxidative branch
Molecular function (GO): ribose-5-phosphate isomerase activity
Source: RefSeq, a predicted model, not a curated record
AAACACAAAUGAGAUGAGAUGAGAUAGGAUUAUAGAACUGAAUUGAAUCGAAUUGAAUUGAAUUUCCUCAAACAAACAAUGGCAUCCUUAUCCCUCUCAUCACCACCAUCACUCUCUUCCUCAUUCUUCAAUGCCUCCUCACGACUUAACCUACGCACCCCUUCCUCUCUUAAACUACGCACCAAACCCCUCUCCUUCUCCGUCAAAGCCAUAACCCUCACUCAAGACGACCUCAAAAAACUCGCCGCCGAUAAAGCCGUCGAAUAUGUCAAAAGCGGCAUGGUCCUCGGCCUUGGCACUGGCUCCACCGCCGCCUUCGUCGUCUCCAAACUCGGCGAACUUCUCAACUCCGGCGAACUCACCAACAUCAUUGGCGUUCCCACCUCCAAACGCACCGAAGAACAAGCUCGUUCUCUCGGUAUUCCUCUCUCCGUUCUCGAUGAUAAUCCUCGUCUCGAUCUCGCUAUUGAUGGUGCUGAUGAAGUCGAUCCGUUUCUCAACCUUGUUAAAGGCCGUGGCGGUGCUCUUCUCCGUGAGAAAAUGGUGGAAGCCGCUUCUGAUAAAUUCGUUGUGGUUGUUGAUGAUACAAAAUUGGUCUCUGGUCUCGGUGGAAGCGGUUUAGCGAUGCCGGUGGAGGUUGUUCAGUUUUGUUGGAAAUAUAAUUUGAUUAGGCUUCAAGAAUUGUUCAAAGAAGAAGGUGUUGAUGCGAAAUUGAGAGUGGAUGAAAGUGGAAAACCCUAUGUGACUGAUAAUUCUAAUUACAUUGUUGAUUUGUAUUUUAAGACUCCCAUUAGAGAUGCAAAUGCUGCUGGAGCUGAGAUUUCGUCCCUCGAAGGUGUCGUCGAGCAUGGUUUGUUCUUGAACAUGGCUACCUCUGUCAUCAUUGCUGGUAAAACUGGUGUUGAAGUGAAAGACAAGUGAUUCAUUGGUAAAUUUUAUUUUCAUUUGUUUAUGAGUAUGUUGUACAAUUGUUUUGUUUUACUUGGAUAAUGAUAACAUAAAUAUUACAGCUUCAUUCAU